AGCCGCAAAGUCUUUGUUGCUUCUCUCUCUAAAGCAGGCAGCUACGUGCGAUAGCCGUCACUCUCUCUAUAAAUCUCUCGUUCCCCUCUGCAGUAAGAAAUGAGCCAAGAAUAGUCUCUGGCUCUUACCCCCGGUCUUCAUAGUCUCUCUCUCUCAACUGCUCCGGCUCUCUCUGUCUCUCUUCUGGGAAGCAAUGGAGGAUUCACUUUUACGGAGCCGUUCUGAACGAGAAGAAGAGCAGUCCAAAAAGCAUGGCCGGUGUGCCUAUCUGUCCCUGGACCGCAGUGAAGCUAAGUUGCAGGCUUCCAUUGCAGUGCCUAUGAUCGUCACGAACAUGUGCGUCUACUCCAUGACCCUCGUCCCUGUCAUGUUUGCCGGCCAUCUCGGUGAUCUCGAGCUUGCAGGCUCCACUCUCGCCAAUUCUUGGGCCUUUGUCUCUGGUUUUGCUCUUUUGAUGGUCUGAGUGGUGCACUUGAGACAGGCACUUUUUGGGCAAGGAUAUGGAGCAAAAACAUACAGAAUGUUAGGAAUCUACUUGCAGUCCUCAAUCAUAUCAACAUUUUUCAUUUGCAUCGUGGUGUCAGUUUUAUGGUUCUAUGCUGAGGCAAUCCUCGUAUUGCUUGAUCAAGAUGCUGCAGUUUCAAGAAUGGCAUCCCUGUAUUUGAGGUGGCUGAUUCCAGGAAUAUAUGCUUAUGCUUUCCUGUAAUGUUUCACAAGGUUUGGUCUUGUGCUCCAUUAUCCCAUUGGCUAUUGAAGUAGCUAUGACAUAUUUCAUGGUGUAUAAAACUUCUGUGGGCUUCAAAGGAGCUGCUGUGGCUACCUCAGUGUCUUUCUGGCUCAGUUUUUUGUUGUUAGUUCUGUAUGUUAGUAUUACAGAGACAUUCCAAGACACAUGGCAAGGGAUCUCCAUGGAAUCAUUGCAUUAUGUCUUUCCUUUUUUGAAAUUAGCCAUCUCAUCAGCGGUCGUGGUAUGGUAAGAAUCUAAUUUUAGUCUUUCACCUCUGGAAUGUUCUAUGAAAUCUUUUGGUUGUCUAAUAAUGAGUAUAUAUCUUCAAUUACCUAGUUUUCUGAAACACCUGUCAUGAUAUAACCAUGUCUUAACAUGGAAAUCCUCUUAAUAUUUUCAUAUUUAACAUGGUCCCCAUUCUGUUAUAUUAUAUGAAUUUCUUCAUAAAAUCCUCUAUCAAUGUGAUAUCCUUGAAAUCAACCAUGAAAGUAAUUGAGUUACUAAAAAAAAAAAAGACCACGAAAGUAAUUGAGCAACUGUGAUAUUUUCGAAGCUUGUUUUGCGAAGUUUAAGUACGGGGCUUAAGAGUUUAACUAGUUCAGUUUGUCAUUGCAUGAAGUGAGUUUUUAUGAAGUAUGGUGCAUGGAGAGGGGAUAUGGUGUUUGAAUUAGGCAUGCAUGGAGAGGAGUAUAGCGCGGUAUUUCUAGGCUUGAAAAUGAAUUUUCGGUAAGGCGAAAUUUAGGAUGUUGGCAUGGGAUGGUCCUAGAAGGGGUUUAGUUCAAGUUCCUACGAUUUCCCGGGUUUUUUGGUUGCCUGUAAUUCCCUCAGCCAGGAAAGGGCUUCUAUAAGGAUGGGUUCAAGCAAGCUGGAUAGCAUUGUUCCAAAAAACACCUUGACUAGUGCCACGACGCCCAAAGACCCUAGGCCUGAGCGCUUUUGGGUCCUAGUUCCUGGGCACCCGUGGGUCCUAGUUCCUGGGCACCCGCCUAGGCAGUGCUGA
Amborella trichopoda is the source of this 1727-nucleotide messenger RNA. NCBI's taxonomy places the organism in Eukaryota, Viridiplantae, Streptophyta, Magnoliopsida, Amborellales, Amborellaceae. The record is from RefSeq and is a predicted model, not a curated record.